Molecule: messenger RNA, 432 nt
Organism: Ambispora gerdemannii
Lineage: Eukaryota; Fungi; Glomeromycota; Glomeromycetes; Archaeosporales; Ambisporaceae
Source: the annotation of a GenBank genome assembly
AUGAGCACAAAUUCAAUAAAAAAUAACGUGUCAACCCAAAAACAAAAUUCACCAGCAUUAAAUAAUAGUUUGAAGAAAAAGAAUCAACAAGAGGAGCAAGAAAAACGAGAAACAGCAAAACCAACAAAAACCAAUAGUGUAAUAGAUGAAAUAUUUGCCACAAAAAUCACGAAGCAUCCAAAUAAUAGCCUUAACUCACAAAAAGCAGAAAUUUCGCCACAAUUACCAAAAAUAUCCAAACGAAAAUUAAAGCAAAAUGACGAAGACGGGUUUAGCGAUACUCGAGGAACUAAAAUUCGUAAAAAAACAGAAGAUGGACUACCAAUUUAUAGUGCUGAAGAAUUGAAGUUGAAUAAUAAAGGGGGUGGAGAUACUUCUCAAUGUCCUUUCGAUUGUCACUGCUGUAAGUUAUUUAUCCACGAACAAAUUUAG